Messenger RNA from Aureobasidium pullulans EXF-150, 4038 nucleotides. RefSeq lists its product as uncharacterized. The transcript has 2 exons. The coding region runs from base 1 to 3705 and encodes 1234 amino acids. NCBI's taxonomy places the organism in Eukaryota, Fungi, Ascomycota, Dothideomycetes, Dothideales, Saccotheciaceae. Gene Ontology annotation, molecular function: DNA-binding transcription factor activity, RNA polymerase II-specific. Gene Ontology annotation, cellular component: nucleus. The record is from RefSeq and is a predicted model, not a curated record. Gene Ontology annotation, biological process: regulation of transcription by RNA polymerase II.
AUGCUUACGCCUACUGUCGUGGACCUUGCAAAAGGCCACUUCUACCCUUUCGGCAAUACGCCUGCUGUUAAUUUCCUGCGCGACUAUCGCCCUUCGAAUAGCGAUAAUGUCGACAUACUCGCGCUUGGCUGUGGCGAUGCGCGCAACCUCCUGUUCUCCCUCUGGUCUGAACACAAAGGCAACGGAUGCAACUUCAACUUCACCGUUUGCGACCUCAACCCUGCUGUUUUUGCUCGAAACAUAUUCCUUUUGAGCGCGAUCCAGACACUUUCUCUCGACGCCGGCGAUGCCGACUAUGAUCUAUUGAGCAGGCUUUGGAGGAUCUACUAUCAUCUCUUCAUUACUCAGGAUGACCUCACCUUUGUGAAGCAACAUGUCAGCCACCUCCGAGCCGCGUCUGGAAGCCUGGAAACUUGGCUGCAAUCGCCCUUUGGAUCUGUCUUUCACUUCUCUAGUGAGUCGACAUUGAUGGAGAUCCGCUCUUUCUGGAACUCAUACUCUGAGUUGCGUACAACCGAUCAAGAUCAGCAAGUCCGACAAAGUAUCGCCUCUCUUCAUGUUGGAGACUGGCAUAUCAAUGGUAGAACAGCCAGAGUUACGUCGCACGGUAUGCGCUCAGCAGGCGCCCACAGCCUGGAGUCUGUUGACUCGAUGAACCAAGCCUUGCACGAAUUCUGGAAGACUGGAGUUGUAGCAGGCAACUUCGACGAUGUUGCUAUGCUACGUCGCGAGAAUGGCGGCUGCGUGAACCCCCUCAUAUCCGGUUCCCCGACUUGUCCAACCGAGUUCGCUGUCCCAUAUGGCGUUGAGCCCUUGAUCGGCUAUCAUCUUGCGGAGGCAUUCAGCUCCACUCAGUCCGUGCCAACAAGCAUGGAUGUGUUGGCAAAACUGGCCAAAUCGCAAUUUUUCGACUGGUGUCGCAGCUUCACUCUCUGUGUCAAGUCGAAAUCUGUCAGCGUCAUGUGCCACACUGGCGAGGCUAUUAACUUUGCUCAUGCCUUGCAAGAUCUUCGUGGCUCUCCCACUUUGCCUGCUGAUACGCAUCGCUACACCAAGCCAUGGUGCGCAACUCAGCUGCUACUGGAACCGACUCUUACCAGCCAGUUCGACAUAAUCGAUACCUCCAACAUCAUCGAUUACCACGGCAUCUUGAACGUCCUCCCUGCAGUAACACCUCUACUGAAACAUGCCCCAUGUUCUAUCCUUUACUUCGAAACCCUUUUGCAGGCAGCCGAGAAGCAUGAAUCGACUCUGGUAACCCUACUUCAUGCUAAUGUCACAACUAUCUCGCUGUUGCUAGGCGUUACGCCUAUGGGCCACAUCCUUGACACUACGACCGACUCGUUCGAAAGCGAAGAGAUCUUCGACAGAGUUUGCCCACCCACAACAGGAUGUCUGGCGCAACUGCGUCUGCGUAUUCCUUUUCGCAGCGCGUUUCAUGGCGACAGAGAAUUAUUGAGAGACGGGCCUUGCAAGCCUUUCCCUUUGCUCCGGAUCAACCCUCAAGAACUUGCUAGUUUCUUCAAACAGGCUUAUCUUUCUAUGUUCCGUGAAGCAGAAGAUACCAGUAUUCGCAACGCAGUAAUGCUGCGCAAGAUGAAUCGUCCCUUGGCUGGCGAUCGGUUCUUCUACUCUAGGCUUUCACUUGUUACUCUUGUGGCAGCAGCAAAGAGAACUGUACAGACCGACUGGAAAGCUUGCAUCGACGCACUCAUGGAGUCAAUUGAGAAUGACCGAACGCUGAUCCUGGGAUCCAACGGAAUGCAGGAGCUGUAUCUCCACUUCCAUCAGACUGGCCUUUGGGAUGUGCCAUUGCUGAGGGCAGACCCGAGAGGGCAGAUGACUCCGUAUGGCAGAACGAGAUCUCGUGACGAGAGUGGCAUGCUGGGAAGCGACGACUUGCCGGCGAUCGUUCAUGUCGCCCUUGUUGUCCCGAGAUCUAAGCUGCGUAUCUUCACUGAUCGCCCUGCGGAUCAAGUUGGCACGCCUGGCCUACGUCUUACCGUUUUCAAUGAUCAAUUGUUCGAUGACUUCAACUUCUAUGCGAUUGACACCUUUUUUGGACGUCUCAAGGAAGCCCCCGCUGCUAACGGCGAUAUAACCAUUGACGAAGACCCUCUGGGUUGGUCGGGUAUGUCAGACUUGAUUGUUACUUGUGCUGUUCCAACGUGGCCUCUGCUUGUUGGAAACAGAAAGGACGUUUGUCUUGGUCUGGUAGUCAACAGCAACGCCUCAUUCGACACUGUCCAGUAUUCACUCCAUCUUGGGUUCCGCACCCAAGUUUUUACAGCAAAUCUGGACAGCAACCAUGUCAAAAUCUUCGCUCGAGCACCUACUAAGGCCGUAUCAGCGACCGCACAACCUACACAAAAUUCCGCCAUGUGUAUUGACAGCAUCGACGGCGACUUUCAAGUCUCGGAGGAGAAGCCGGCACCCGAAAUUAGUAACAAAGGCAGUGAUGAUGGCCCUAAUUCUACUACAGAGUCCGCUGAAACCAUCUCAUGGGUGGUACAACUCAAGAACGAUUGCACCGUGCAAUCAAUCACAGCCACCAAAGCCUUUGCACCAAACUUGGAGACAAGCCACGCUCUCAAGAAAGGCACCGCAAUCGAGAUCAGUCAAAUCUCGCCAUGUGUUAUGGAGCUUUCUCUUGAACAGCUCACCCAUCGUAUCGCCUUUCCAUACCCGAUCAAUGGCAUGAAGGCUAAACUUACUCGCAACCCCGUGUCCAUCGAGUUGAGCGCUCCUACUUCGAACUCCAUUGAGAUUGGUGGCUAUGCCAUGAACCCUUUCCCUGUCAUCGAUCAAAACGGGACUGGUGACUUCCUGGCAUGGGGCAUGGGACGUGUAGAUAUCGAUCGCCAGCCCUUGAUCAAGCUACCAGUCGACCAUUUAUGGCUGGAAGGCAUGUUCGCCACGGCAUCCACUCGAGCAGACCGUGCCUUGAACUUAUCGGACAUGGACUACUCGCGCAAACCCGCCAUGUUGAAGUUGAGAGAAGGCUUGCCACUGCUAUUCAUGGGUCUUGUCGGCCUCCAUCCCCGUUACCCCGGCAAGAUAUUCCGCCUCUACGUCUUGACCGAGGGCGACAAAGUGGACGCAUUCAUCAUCUCCAACGCCAUACACCACGACCGAGACUCGGGCUCCAUCUUCCUGGACGCAUUCGUCGUGCCAUUGACCCCCGAGGUCGCCAAAAGCGGACUCGUCCAACCCACUCUCAACGCCAACCGCAAAGAGCUAAUCGAUACGGCCAGAGAAGAAAUGAUACUUUGGAAACACCUGAUCCCCGCAACCGUCGAGCGCUGCCGCACAUGGGAACACAAGGAAACCUGCGAAUACAAAAUCAACACCACAAACACAAUCCCCCUGUCCACCUUCGCCUGCAGAUCACCCAUCUGCACUUGCGGAAACGGACAAGAUACAAACCACCUGCCACCGGAUUUUAAACCUCUGGCUGACUUUGCCACUCGCGUUGCUAUCCCUAUCAUCCAUGCUAUUCCUUACAUGGUGGCUAUGAUGAUGGAUAAACUCCCCAACAGCACGUCUUCUCAAACUCCCGCCGCCCCUCGCGAUAUUUGCGGGCAUUGUGGAAGCAUCAAGUUUUCCGGUUUGAAGGCUUGUACGAGGUGUGAAAAGGUCAAGUAUUGUAAUCAUGCUUGUCAGAAGGCCGAUUGGAAGGAACAUAAGAAGGUGUGUAAGCGUUGAGAUGUGUUGUGGUUGAUUGUUCAUCGAAUGGAGGAGAUGAUCAGCGGAGGAGGAAUGUAGACGGUUGAUGAUAGAGGGAGUAAGGAGGAGUUAAGGGGGUAAAUAAGGAGGAAGUAAUGCUGCUACCGCAUACUUGUAACAUAGCAAUCUCGAGCAAAGAACUCUGGACCGCGGCUUUGCUUCAUCCGCUCCUUCCGUAGUCUUUACAAUAUCAUACCCGAUGAAAAAAGGUUAGAGUGCUAUAAAAACAGCCUGACCAAAUACGAACCCUUUCCGCCCAUCCUGAAUUAGUUGGAGUCUCACAUACUAGGUGCUUAUUAUGCUUGUUCUUCU